This is a messenger RNA of Spinacia oleracea (spinach), 5565 nucleotides long. RefSeq lists its product as uncharacterized. The coding region runs from base 423 to 5219 and encodes 1598 amino acids. NCBI's taxonomy places the organism in Eukaryota, Viridiplantae, Streptophyta, Magnoliopsida, Caryophyllales, Amaranthaceae. The transcript is spliced from 4 exons. The record is from RefSeq and is a predicted model, not a curated record.
GAGUUAAACCCACAAACACAAAGCUUUGAGAUACGCUGCACUUUCUCUCUCCUCAAAAACAAGUAAUCUUCGUCUUCUCUCCCCUCUUAUCGUCUCCCACUUUCUCUCUCUUCCCUCAGCAAACCCAACCCAACCCACCUUUACUCAGUAAUCACCUACACAAGAUUUUCCCACAAAAACCCAAUCUUUUCCACCUUCCUUUCCCACACAACCCCAGCAGCAGCACUAAUUUAAGAGAGAGAAAAUUCUGCCAUUGCAGCCCACCUUAAUUUCUACACAAGAUCCACCUCUUUUGUUGCUGUUACAAAAGGAUUUGAGUUGGGUUUUUCUGGGUUUCUUUCGAAUUUUUAAGGGUAUAGUUUGUUUUUGUGAAUUUUUUCUGAUUUUUGGCCGAUGCGAUUGGAAGAGGUGAGAGAAAAUUGAUGCCGCCGGAGCCAUUGCCGUGGGAUCGGAAGGAGUUGUUUAGGGAUAGGAAGCACAGCCACGAAUUUGGUGGUGGGCCGCCACCUUCGCGAUGGAGGGACACUUCUUCUUCCUCCUCUUAUGGCGGAUCCCGGAACAACAAUAACAACCACCAUCACCACAACAACAACGAUUUCUCCCCUCGUUGGGGGUUUCCUUCCUCCGAGUUUCGCCGCCCUCCUGGUCAUGGUAAGCAGGGUGGAUGGCACAUAUACCCUGAAGAUCACGGGUAUUCAACACCUCGUUCAGGUGAUCGCUUUAUGGAUGAUAGUAAUAUGUUUAGACAGUCGGGGAUGCGUGGAGACGGAAGAUAUGGUAGAUUUUACAGGGAAGGUCGUCCCUUUGGCCAGAGAGAUUGGAGAGGACAUUCUUGGGAAGCCAACCACCAUCACAGUGGUCCAGCAAAUGGAGUAGGCAGGCCUCAUAGUGUUAAUGAUCAAAGGUCAGUUGGUGAUUCACCUGUGCGUGCAUCUCAUCCACAUUCAGAUCCUCGUGAUCAGUUUCACACAAAGGAUCAGAUUGAUAAAAUGAGUGAUGCCAAUGGGUCUGGCAUGGGCCAGAGAGUUGAUAGGGAUAGUUUGGUGGGAUCUCUUGAUUGGAAGCCUUUGAAGUGGUCCCGUUCUGGAAGCUUGACAUCAAGGGGUUCUGGUUUUAGCCAUUCGAGUAGCUCUAAGAGUAUCGGAGGAGAGUCUAGUGAUGUGAAGGGUGAUUUGCCCCCAAAAAAUGUUUCCCCUGUUCAAUCUCCUUCCGGGGAUGCUGUUGCUUGUGGGCCCUCUGUUACUCCUGAAGAAACAUCUUCUCGGAAGAAACCACGGCUUGGAUGGGGGGAGGGGCUGGCUAAGUAUGAGAAAAAGAAAGUUGAUGGCCCGGAAGACAAUGUUAACAAUGAUGAUAAUGCGGAACCAUCACAUUCAAACCCCUCAAAUUUGAUUGUCAAGAGUCCAAAGAUAACAGGUUUUUCUGAUUGUUCAUCACCUGCUACGCCAUCAUCUUUUGCUUGCAGCUCUUCACCAGGGCUGGAAGACAGGACGUAUGCGAAAACAGUAAAUGCUGGUGGUGACACUAGCAACUUCAGUGUCACAUCAAUGCCUAUUCCGGAGAGUCAUCUUGAAGAGUCACAUUUUAGGUUGGAAAAAUUGGAACUGAAGUCAAUCUCCAAUUUAGGCUCCUUGCUCACUGAAUUGCUACAGGCAGAUGAUCAAUGUUCUAUGGAUUCUGGUUUUAUGAGAUCCUCAGCUUUCAAUAAACUGCUGCUGUGGAAAGGCGAAAUCUCAAAGACAUUGGAGUUGACCGAAACGGAGAUUGAUUCACUUGAAAAUGAAUUGACAACAUUGAAGUCUGGAAAUGCUCGGAGCUUUCACUGUCCUGCAUCUUCAAAUUCAGGACCUGCAGAUUAUAGAGAUGGACCAAUUGAUGGCCAAACUGUCUUCCCCAGACCACAUCCUUUGGAAGUGGUUUCAAAUGGAGAUGUUAUUUUGGAAGACGGACUUCCCUGUGAUAACGCUGGCGGUGUUCAAGCUGAAAGCAAGGAUGAGGAUAUUGACAGUCCUGGCACUGCCACGUCCAAGUUUGUGGAACCUCCUAUUCAAAAGCCCGUCUCAUGUGAUGUGUGCAAAAAUCCUUCUUAUGGGGAGACAGGGUUUGUCGAAUCUACCCAAAGCACAGCGGAUGUUGGGACAUCUUGUCAAGGCCAUGAUAGAAGCCUGGUCCAACUGAAUAAUAGUACUGCAAUUGGGAUUGAACACCCUGGUGUGUGUGAUUAUAAAGAGGGAAAUAUAUGUGAUACGAUACUAGCUUCUAAUAAGGAAUUUGCUAAUAGAGCUGCCGAAGGGAUUCUUAAGUUAUUGCCUAAUUGUGAUUAUUCGAUAGAAGCUAAUAGAGUAUCUUGCAUGUCUGCUGAUUCCACCAUUAAAGAGAAGUUUUUGAGAAGGAAACGGGCUCUCAGAUUUAAAGAAAGAGUAAUAUCACUGAAAUACAGGGCUUUUCAUCAUCUUUGGAAGGAAGACUUGCGCUUACUUUCUUUGAGAAGUCAUCGUACUAAACCCCUGAAGAAGCCAGAUCUGAGUUCACGUACAUUGCAAAUUGGGAGUCAGAAACACCGGUCCUCCAUACGUGCACGUUUUACUUCACCAGCUGGAAGUUUAAGCUUGGUUCCGACAACGGAGAUCAUUAAUUUUACAAGCAAGCUGCUUUCAGAUUCCAAUGCCAAGGUUUACAGGAGUGGUUUGAAGAUGCCAGCCAUGAUCUUGGAUGAAAAGGAGAAGAUGUCGAAGUUUGUGUCGAGCAAUGGAUUAAUUGAAGAUCCCUGUGCAGUUGAGGAGGAAAGAACUAUGAUUAAUCCCUGGACUUUUGAAGAGAAGGAAAUUUUCAUGGAUAAGCUAGCUACUCACGGGAAAGACUUUCGAAAGAUUGCUUCAUUUCUUGAUCAUAAGACCACUGCUGACUGUGUUGAGUUCUACUACAAGAAUCAUAAAUCAGAAAGUUUUGAGAAAAUCAAGAAGCUAGAGGUGAAAAAGAUAGGGAAGCCUUUAUCUGCUGACACAUAUCUGGUGACAUCUGGGAAGAAAUGGAGUAGGGAGAUGAAUGCUGCUUCCCUUGAUAUUUUAGGUGCAGCUUCAGUUAUUGCUGCUGAAGCUGAUCAGGCCUUGGAAACUUCAAAGUUGCUUUCAGGAAAAUCAAGCAAAACGAAGUCUAGAGGGCCAGCUGUAAUAAUUGAAGCAUCUAAUAGUUUCUAUGGUGCUGAAGAUGAAAGAGAGACUGCAGCAGCUGAUGUAUUGGCUGGCAUCUGCGGUUCGUUAUCAUCAGAGGCAAUGAGUUCCUGUAUAACUAGUUCCGUUGAUCCUGGAGAGGGCAAUCAGGACUGGAAGCACCAAAAGGUUGGAUCUUCUAUUAGACGGCCUUUGACACCGGAGGUUACGCAGAGUGUUGAUGAUGGUACAUGUUCAGAUGAAAGCUGUGGAGAGAUGGACCCUACUGACUGGACAGAUGAUGAGAAGUCUUUGUUUGUACAGGCAUUUUCAUCUCACGGAAAAGAUUUUUUGAUGAUUUCUCGAUGCGUAAGGACAAAGUCAAGGGAUCAGUGCAAAGUUUUCUUCAGCAAGGCUCGAAAGUGUCUUGGUCUGGACACUUUACCCACUGGAUCUGGUAGUAGAGGGACUCAUGCAAGCAAUGAUACAAAUGAGGGAGGAAGUGACACUGAAGAUGCUGGCAUUGUGGAGACAGGUUCUAUUGUAUGUAGUGACAAAUCAGGUUCUAGAAUAGAUGAAGACCUGCUGCAUGUUAAUCAAGAUGUUUCAAAGCCUGAAGUUACGGUCGCUGAGUCAAACAUCUUGGAAGAGAGUUGUGGUCCAGGACAGUUAGAUCAUAAAGAUGCUGGUUUGGAACUGGCAGGUGUUAUAGAUCCAAUUGCUCGUGGUAGGGUUGUCGACGUCUUGGUUAAGGACUCGGCUACAGUUGUUAAUACCCAAAGAUCUGAUGUUCAGUUGAUGAUCCAGGAUGACAAAGUUGAGGUGAAUCCAGCAAUUUAUAGAAGUGGUGCUGAGGUUGCGCCUCAUGAUUCAGGCGCUGCUAAGGAUGUGGAAUCUUCUGGAAUAUCUUCUGCUCCAGCCGAGUUUGCAAGUCCUGGAGAUGGGUUGUUAAAACCAUCAACGGCUGGGGAUAAUGUUCAUCAUCUUCAGUCUGGUAGUUCUGUAAUGAAUCGAGGAGGUGAACUCUGUCGUGAUUUAGAAGGAUUCCCAUUAGAUUUGUCAAUCAAGGCAGAUUUGCAUGAUGUUAUCACUCACACUGUGGGUGCUGAGAGUAUUGAACAUUCAUUUCAAGAUUCUUUUCUCAGAAAGUGUAGUCGUUCUAUAUCUCACAAUUCAGUUGCUGAGCUUCCUCUCCUUGAACAGAGUAAAGAUGAAUUUGGGUCCAGCUGUUCUUCAAAAGCAGACAAGCCAUGCAGAAAUGGUAAUGUGAAAUUAUUUGGAAAAAUUCUCAGCAAAUCAUCUUCACUUGAUAAACCAACAUGUAAUACUGUGCUGAACGAUGAGAAGGCCAAGCACCAUUCCUCUUCCGGUGGCAAGUUUGAUGUGAAGUUGGCUGUGAAUCAAGAUUUAAAAGGGAAUUCUACAUGUUUUGCUGAAGACCAUAAUAGUUUUAUGGGUUUAGAGAAUGUUCCAAUUAGGAGUUAUGGUUUCUGGGAUGGAACUAAAAUACAGACUGGGUUUCCAACAUUGCCUGAUUCAGCUUUGCUGCUGGCCAAGUAUCCAAGUGCAUUUUCCAACUACACAAUAUCCUCGCCAAAGCCAGAGAAACAGACCGUGGCAGCAGUAGCAGUGAGUAGUGGUAAUGAAUGCAAUAUGAAUGGCGCUUGUGUUUUCUCUCCAAGGGAGUUCAGCAGUAGCAAUGGUGGUAGUGUGAUAGAUUAUAAUAAUGGUUCAAGGAAGCAAGAAGGGUUGCAGCAUCCAUUCAGACUAGAAAUGAAGCAAAGAAGUAAGGAUGUUGUUGUGUUUCCGGAGGUGCAGAGGAAUGGUUUUGAAGCUUUACAGCAACAGGGGAAUGGUAUAGUAAAAUUGAAUGUUGUACAGGGAGGAGAUAAUAUUAUUGGAGGUUCAUGCAGUGGGAUUUCAGAUCCUGUGGCGGCACUGAAAUUGCAUUAUGCGACUCAACAAUAUGGUAAUGGUAAAAAUGGUAAUGGUAAUGGUCAUGCAGUAAAUGGGAUUGUUAGGGAAGAACCUUGGAGGAGUCAAGGAGGAGGAGGAGAUGUAGGGAGGUAGUAGGAAAGGUCAGUGGUCUUUAAUAGGAAGGGCCCAGGGGUGGCAAAUCAUCUUUGUUUGCCACCAAGUUGUACAUUAGGUUUUUGUAUUGUUGAAUUCAUCUCCUUUGUUCUACCCAAAAAAGAUUUAAUUUAGGUCACACCUUAGAUUGCUUGUAAUAUUGCAGGGUUUGCAUUUGUUGUAUUUGAUGGAAGAUGACAAAAAAAUAAUCUGGGAAAAUUUUGGGAGGUGAGGAAUUCAUAGUUGUCAAUCUUACAGCCUCCUUCCAUCUUCAACAAAUCUGUUCUGAUGUUUUUGUUAAUAUGUAGUACCAAGUUCAAUGCAAGAGGUCGUGAGUUGGCUGUCA